ACUGCAUUUAUUGUUACUCUACAAAACCCAUCUCAAAAUCAUCUAAACAAACUCAAUCAUCAAAACCAAAGAAAAAUGGCUAGCAUGAGUCUUUCAAUGACCCCAAAAAUAUUGGUAGCAAACAACCCAACUACCAAUAUGGAAACCCCAAUGUUGGGUAACAUGGUCAUGUUCAUGAGGAGAGGUAGGUGUAGCCGGUUGGUGGCGGUUCGCGCUGCACCGGAUAAGCUAUCGGAUAACGUGGAGAAGAGUAUCAAGGAGGCUCAAGAGGCAUGCUCGGAUGACCCGGUUAGCAGCGAGUGUGCCGCAGCUUGGGAUGUGGUUGAGGAAGUUAGUGCCGCAGCUAGCCAUGCUAGGGACAAAGCCAAGGCAACCAAUCCUCUUGAGGAAUUCUGCAAGGAUAAUCCUGAGGAUGAAGAAUGCAGAACUUAUGAUAAUUGAAGUUUUGUACUGGUGUUAUAAUUUGUUUAGUUGUUUUGAUGAUUAUAGGAAGUUUGUUGGCUUCAGAAACUAUUAUGGAACUUUAUUUUAUGUUAUAUAUGACCUUUUGAAGAUAAAAAAAAAUCAAUCAUAAAUUUAUAAUAAGUAUUGGUUAUGUAGAUGCUUUUUUGUAACAAAUCAAUGCUAUUUUCUUUUUCUUUC
Amaranthus tricolor (Joseph's coat) is the source of this 642-nucleotide messenger RNA. Its product is annotated as calvin cycle protein CP12-2, chloroplastic-like. Gene Ontology annotation, biological process: negative regulation of reductive pentose-phosphate cycle. The record is from RefSeq and is a predicted model, not a curated record. Lineage: Eukaryota; Viridiplantae; Streptophyta; Magnoliopsida; Caryophyllales; Amaranthaceae. Bases 76 to 441 code for a protein of 121 amino acids. Gene Ontology annotation, cellular component: chloroplast. The transcript has a single exon.